This is a messenger RNA of Endocarpon pusillum Z07020, 759 nucleotides long. RefSeq lists its product as uncharacterized. NCBI's taxonomy places the organism in Eukaryota, Fungi, Ascomycota, Eurotiomycetes, Verrucariales, Verrucariaceae. The record is from RefSeq and is a predicted model, not a curated record. The transcript has 3 exons. Bases 1 to 759 code for a protein of 252 amino acids.
AUGAGCCCAUCCAUCAUAACCCCUACCCUCUUACACACCUUGAGGACGUGGCCGCAUCUACCAUCAAAUACAUGGUACUUUAUUACGAGCGUGACCCUAUCCUUCCUAAAUCGUCCGGAUGAAAUCCCAAAAGUCUUCCAGCACGCCAUAGAGAAAGCUCCAUCGUCCACUGAGAAAUCGUCGAAGCAGGAUGAGCACUUGAUUAUUGCCAGACGAAUGCGUGAAGCACUUGUCAAGGCGGCGGCUAUAGGGGGUUUACCUAAGACUAUCAACGCCCUCCUCGCACUAAAAAAUGCAACUCCAGCUCAUCUUAUAGAUGAACCGCUAGGCUUCUCGCCAACCUCACGCCCCUUAGAGAUCUACGAUGUACCUGCGUCGCAGAUACUGCAACGGGGGCAGACUUUCUUCGACAGAGUCUACGGUAAGGUAUCGAGGCGGGUAAUGGGCCAGAUGGAUCGAUCUGGAACGGAAGAUCUUGGUUUGACGGCUCGACUGAUGUAUGGUUAUAUUCUGAGUAACACCAGCGUCUUGACGGCUGCUGAGACUAGUUUUGUGUUAAUAGCCGGUCUUAUACCACAAGAUGUGAAUCCACAACUGAAAGGUCACCUCAAGGGCGCCAUAAACAAUGGAGCAACGUUUGAGGAAGUUCGUGCUGUUCGAAAUAUUGUCAUCAGAGUAUGCGAGGCAGCGGGUAUGAGGGCGUUAGGCGAACAUAGUCUUGAUGGCUGGGGUUGGCAUGGCGAGGUUGCUAAGCUCUGA